AUGCCGUCGGUCAAACGGCGGUCGUCGGUGGUUCCGGUGAGCCACGGAGUGCACGAAAGUAACGGCAACGCCAACGGCAGCCCGCAACACCACGGAAUAUCCCCGCUGUCGGGCAUCGCCCUGGCUUCGGGUGGACCGACGUCCUUCGACCCUCCGACGGCAUCUUUGUUUCCGUCGGCGGACACGACUCACGGUGGUGAAAAAGGUCGGCUCUGGCGUAGACGGAGGAAACGUUGGCAACGAAGACUGCGGAUUGGGUACGGACGUUGGCAACGACUACUUCUACAAGUUUUUCUAUUGCUAUUAUUGGCAGUUUUCUGUGGUUUCGUGGUACGAGUAUUCGUUUUUCGCAACUCAUCUUCAGUGUCGUCAACCGAAACGGACGCCCUUCCGAGCAUUCCCUUUCAAACCAACUUCCCCGAUGCUCCCGUUUGUCACAGUCUGUCCCCGGACGACGUAUCCUAUACACUGGUCACGCAGUUGAGUCAGGAUCGCUUGUGGAUGAUGGAGCACCACUGUCAGCGAUGGGGUCCAUCCCAUCCCAUGUCCAUCGCUGUAUUCACCAACCAAACCGUCGCAGAAGUCCGCUCCCAACUCGUCGCGUUGGGUUGUGCACCGGAGCAGCUCGCCUCCGUCCAAACGUUGCCGUCCACGGCGGCGGCGGUGUCCGACUACCCGGUCAACGUCUUGCGCAAUCUCGCCUUUCGCGCCGUCACCACUACCCACAUUGUGUACGUGGACGUGGACUUUUGGCCGUCCGCGGAUUUGCACGCCACGUUGUCCGGGGCCCGCAUUCGGCACGCGCUAGCGCAGAACGAACGCACCGCCCUGGUCAUCCCCGCCUUUCAACUGCAACGCCAGUGUCGUGCGUGGAAGGAAUGUCCGGAUCAAAACGUGCCGGUCAUGCCCACGCACAAGGCCGCCCUCGAACGACUUUCCCGAAACCGACAGGCCUUCCCGUUCGAUCCCACCAAUGUGGGAGGCCACGGGUCCACAAAGUACCGGGCGUGGAUUAAAAGCCAACCCGACGGCGUGCUGUUGGAAAUUCCGUGCGUACUGUCGAACCGGUACGAACCGUACCUGGUGGUGCGCUACUGCGACGUCCUCCCGCCCUUUCAGGAAGCGUUUUCCGGCUACGGCAAGAACAAAAUGACGUGGGUCCUGCAACUGUUGCACACGGGAUACCGUCUGUUCCAAAUUCCGCAAUCCUUCGUGACGCACUAUCCGCAUCUGGAUUCCCCGUCGCGCAUGGCGUGGAACGGGGGUCGGGGUGGGGCGCCGUUGCCGAAACCGCGGGCGGCGGACGGGGCGCCGAACAGAAUGCGUGGCAAUGGUGAUAGUGCUGCUGGUACGGUCGACUGGUUGCGGUACCGACGGGGCCGUGUCGACCACGUGUUUGUACAAUUCCGGGAGUGGUUGCGGACGAUGGUGACGGACGCCCGGGUGGUCCCGUACUGCGAGUCGGCCGAAGAUGAUGACGGUCGGUUGUGGAUUGAUCACGACACGGAUACACCGCCGGUGCGGAAACGACUCAACCCUAACGAGCAAGUGGGCGAUGCCGGACUUCCCCGAACCUCUCGAUAG
Phaeodactylum tricornutum CCAP 1055/1 is the source of this 1584-nucleotide messenger RNA. RefSeq lists its product with no specific name. Gene Ontology annotation, molecular function: glucuronosyltransferase activity; xylosyltransferase activity. The record is from RefSeq and is a predicted model, not a curated record. The transcript has a single exon. Gene Ontology annotation, biological process: protein O-linked glycosylation via mannose. The coding region runs from base 1 to 1584 and encodes 527 amino acids. Lineage: Eukaryota; Bacillariophyta; Bacillariophyceae; Surirellales; Neidiaceae.